UUUUUCGGGUCUAUGAGCACAGUUAAAUAUGCUCUAUGCUGCGAUACAUAAAGAUGUAUAAAGACACAGAGGUAGGCUAAAUUCUGACAACUUUCGGAGCCUAACUCAUUACGACGACCCGGAUAUCCAUUGGGACCAUUACGUCAGUGUCCGUGGAGCACAUUUUACAGGAAAUACUUUAGAUGGAAGCCGCUUGCAAGCUACAUUUAUAAAGGACUGCCAUUACCGAGUUUACGGUUCUUCCAAACAGUACCGAGGAAACAUGAGCUACCAGCUCCUGGCCGACAGUCACCAUGAGGACAUGCUGGAGGCUAUGCACCAAAUGAGACAGAAGGGUCACCUGUGUGAUGUCACAGUACAGGUGAAUUUCCAAGGAGAGCUGGAAGAGUUUGAAGUCCAUCAAGUGGUGCUAGCUGCUUCCAGUGGCUACUUUAAAUGUAUUCUACUUGCCCGAGAUGCUCCAAAGAAAUUGUUCCUCACCAAUAUACACACCAUUGAGUUCAGCACGUUUUUAGAGUAUGUAUACACUGGUAAAGCGCAGGUUGCCAAAGAGAGAAUCUGUGAUGUUCAUGAGAUGUCAAAACUGUUGGACUGUAAGAUGCUUACAGAGGCUUGCAACUUAGUUUUGAAUACAGAAACAUCAAGUGAACCUAUAAUAGAAACAUCACAAGAGACAAAGGGAGGUUUAAAUGCCGUGAAGUUGACACAAAAUACUAGAGUUGUGAAACUGCCAAGAAGGUCUUGGAUGAAGAGAUCCAUGGAUCCAAGGAUGUCUGAGAAUAAGGAGGUAAGCCCUAAAAAGGCAAAUGUCAAGGUCACGGCUGAGGUGAAACCUGAAUUCCCGGGGAGAAGGCUAAGCAACAGACUAGCCGGCCGCAAGGUCUACGUUGGCCUUCCUAAGAAGCGGAGACUGAAGAUCACCCCAGGUCCGGCGGAGAACUCCGACCAGGAUGCACCCGGCUCCUCCCAGGAGGACGAGGCUCUGACGGAAGCUGUGAUGGAGGGUGACGAGGAGGAGGGUGACGAGGAGGAGGGCGAUGAGGAGGACUCUGAGAAAACGGCAGAUGCUGAUAUCCAGGAAGAGGAGCCAGGGGAUGACCCUGUGUUCAUGGAGAUGGAGGAGGAGGAGGAGGGGGAAGAGGAGGAGGGCACGAGGAGGAGAGUGGCCAAGCGAGGCGACACUCAGUACAAGUGUGAGAAGUGCCAGAGGACAUUUCUCUAUGAGAAGAGUUACAUGAAACACAUCAGUGUGAGUCAUGGUGUCCAGGCGGAGGUGGUGUACCGCUGUGACACCUGCCAGCAGACCUUUGCGAACCGCGGGAACCUGAAGAUCCACGAGAGGCACGUCCACAACGACGAGCGGCUCUUCUCCUGCGACGUCUGCACCAAGACCUUCAAACGCAAGAAGGACGUCAUCCGCCACCAGCGGCAGGUCCACGAGGGUGGAGCAGGGGCCAUGCGCCAUGUCUGUCCGGUCUGUAGCAAGUCUCUGAGCUCUCGCACCGCCCUCACGCUGCACGAGAGAACUCACACGGGAGACAAGCCCUUCCAGUGUCCCGAGUGUCAGGCCAGGUUUUCCCAGAGCUCCGCUCUCAAGACGCACCGCAGGAUCCACACAGGAGAGAAGCCGUUUGCCUGUGACCAGUGUGAAGCCAGGUUUAACCAGAAGCACAUGCUGUGCUACCACAAGAGGUCACACACAGGAGAGAAGCCCUUCAUGUGUGAGAGCUGUGGGAAAAGCUUUGCGUCUAAAGAAUACCUGAGGCAUCACGCCAACAUCCACACCGGCUCUAAGCCGUACAAGUGUGAACGCUGCGGGCGAGGCUUUGCACAGAGAAACUCGCUCCACCAGCAUAUGAAAACACACACAGGUGAGCGUCCCUACAGCUGCACCUUCUGUGACAAGAGCUUCACCCAGCUGAACGCCCUGCAGAGGCACCAGCGUAUCCACACAGGGGAGAAGCCCUACAUGUGUGGCCUCUGUAACCGCACCUUCACCGAUAAGUCCACCGUCCGCAGGCACACCAUGACUCAUGACAUGGACGCGCCCUGGAAGAACUAUCUGGUGGUUCUCAAGGGAAAUAUGGAGGACAAGAAGCCCAAAGGCUUAACCAAGGUCAAAGUCCAAAAGAAUGGGGAUGCGAAGAAGCCGAGAGGAGCCGCAUCUGGAGAUGGGAGUAAGGUCCAGGAGGGGGCAGUGAUGCUUCCAGCUGGGCCCGUCACCCUCCCUGCCGACUGGACCGGUCCGGGCACCAUCGCCCUGGUCAGCCACCCCAGCCAGGGAGGCAUCAUGGUCAUCCAGACAGAGGGCACCCAGAUCGUCACCGACAGCACAGGGAACAGCAUCCUCUCCCUGGACGGCUCCACUAUCGGCAUCCCCUACUCCAUCCCCGUCUCCAUCUCUCACUCCAUUCCCGGCUCGUCCUCGGAGGCCAUACUGGCUCACGUGUCCGAAAACCCCUCCAUCCCCACUGCGUCCGUACUGGAAACCGUGGUCUCUCAGACCCUGCUGGCUCCUGUUACAGUGGUCGAGUCUGCCUCGGAGAUGGGGAUUACAGGCUCAGAGGACAAGGAGGUAGCAGAGAGCGCUUCCGUCUCAGGGGAGGACUGUGUUACAGUGCAGGCAGCCGACCUGGAGACAGAGUAUCAGUUAGCCUCUGUUCCCUCUGACAGAGGACAGAGUGCUACUGAGCACUCUGGUGCUUUGGGGGCCAUGGUCAUCUCUAUUAACUAGACCAUACACCAACUGUGUUUAAGCAACUGGGGUUUGCAUCAAGCUCAUGCAGACCUUUUAGGUGGAUUGUCUACCCGGAUGUGGUUUGUUUUUAUGUAGUUAGAAGCGAUCAUGUUUCAUAGGAUUCAGUUCAACAUUUUAACAGAAUGCCUCUUCAGUCUUGUGAGUCGGACAGUGUGUUUGUCCCUGUGACGCACGUCCGAGGUCCAGUCUGAUCCUUCAGAGCACGCCUCCAGAUCAAACGGUGUGUUAUGAUCAUUCUUUAAUCAGACUUGCAGCAUUGCUUAUGUAGUGCACUUUUAAACGGACAUUACAUAAAGUAUAAUAUGGUACAAAUCUUACAAGUGUUGAUGUGGAGCUCAUCCAUAAUUUUUUUGUCUUCACACAAUGAGAUGAUUAAAAACCAGGCUAGCCUUGGUUAUGAUAUAAAGGUCAUGUAUGUAAAAGGUAUUGUGUUACCACGCGUUCAAAGACUUAACAAAAAUACCAGGUGGUAGGUGUGUUUUUAUUACUGUACAUUUACACAGACGGACAGUAAAUAAAAAGACCAUUAUUUAGCCAGA
Osmerus eperlanus (European smelt) is the source of this 3297-nucleotide messenger RNA. RefSeq names its product GDNF-inducible zinc finger protein 1 (gene gzf1). Gene Ontology annotation, biological process: regulation of transcription by RNA polymerase II. The coding region runs from base 263 to 2734 and encodes 823 amino acids. Gene Ontology annotation, cellular component: transcription regulator complex; chromatin; PcG protein complex. Lineage: Eukaryota; Metazoa; Chordata; Actinopteri; Osmeriformes; Osmeridae. The transcript has 8 exons. The record is from RefSeq and is a predicted model, not a curated record. Gene Ontology annotation, molecular function: DNA-binding transcription factor activity, RNA polymerase II-specific; protein binding; RNA polymerase II cis-regulatory region sequence-specific DNA binding.